This is a messenger RNA of Staurois parvus, 301 nucleotides long. NCBI's taxonomy places the organism in Eukaryota, Metazoa, Chordata, Amphibia, Anura, Ranidae. The record is from the annotation of a GenBank genome assembly.
UUAUAGCGAGACUGCGGCGGGUGUUUCGGACACUGGGGGGGAACUGACUUGGUGUCACGGACAUCCCCAGUGACACCAAUACAGUGAUCAGUGCUGAAAAAAAAGCACUGACACUGUACUAAUGGCACUGGGCAGGAAGGGGUUAACAUGUGGGGUGAUCAAAGGGUUAACAGUGUGCUGUUUACUACUAGGGCUGUGUCUGUGCUUCACUGUAAGCACACUUGCUGUGUAUUUCUCUGCACAGCAGAGAAAUACACAGCAGCAUGUUACUGCUGUCAGGAGAGAGAUCUGUCAUUUAUAC